AUGGCCAUGCCAGAGGACGCUGCGACGGAGAGGGAUGCUAUUCGAACAUCAUUCGGAUACAUUCAUCCAGCUACGAUCAACGCUGACGGCAGCUUCAACAAUAUAGAUUACAAGGACACUGAGGGAUGUAUGGAACACGGGGAACGCCUUAGUAAACUUAUUCAAGCGUAUUAUCUUAAUCUAACUGUAGAUUACAUUGAAAAUUAUUUUUAUCAGAACGCAUCUACGUGGAAAUGGAUCGCAAAAUCUUGGGAGUUCGUAGCUUAUAGUGCUCCUGACGUCACGGACUGGAACUGGUGGACGGCACAGAUCGGUACCCCAAGGUCCUUCUGGCAAGGUCUCUUCCUGUCGAGAGGAAAGAUAAGCGAUAAACUGUACGAUCAUAUGAUCAAAAGGUAUUGGACUGAUGCUCAAGUUUGGAACAUCUCAACCAUAGAUGGUAAAAUGUCGGCUUCAAAUUUGGCCAAUAGGGGAUUUCUAGGGUUGUUUGAGACGUUCUAUCAAAGCGAAGGUCAAUUUAGUGACAGACGCAAUUCACUUAUUGAGCUCUUGAAACACGAGAUAAUAAAUAAAGCUGCAUAUCAAGGAGAGGGUGUAGGGCCCGAUUAUUGCAUUCACAUACAUAACAUACAUGAGGGAGUAUGGGAGGUCCCUUACUACAGUUCCCACCUCCGACGUAUGAUCUACAAUGGCGGAUAUGGGGCAGAAUAUCUCAAGAGAUUUGCCUACAUCUAUAUCCUUUUACGAAACACUGAAUACCAGGAAGAUGAAGUUAUGUUGUCAGAGUUCAUUAAUUGUUUCCUGGAGUGCCAUCAAUAUUUGGUUCGCGGCAAGACAUUUGAGCCGUCAGCAGUUGGGCGUAAUAUCGCCGACGACGAGCGAGUGACUUACUGGGCGGCUUACGACUCCGUGUACAAGGUCGCGGAAUUGCUCUUGCAACUUGACUUCCGCAAAGAAGAAUUAGAAAACGUGAUUACGAGAUAUCAAAACAAUGGUCCUACUAGUGCGUCAAACGCCCUCAUUGGUAACAGGGGAUUAUUCGCCUCAGAUAUGAUGGUCCACCAUAGAUUAGGCUACAUGGCGAGUGUGCGUAUGUUUUCUACUCGCACGGUCCGACCCGAGACGUGGGUAAACCCCCGGAGAACAAUUAAUCCAUACGGGUACUAUUUUGGAGAUGGAUUUGUGUUCCUGACGAGGGACGACAACGAGUUUGGAAUCAGACACAACGAAGUUUUCAAAUAUUAUGACUGGGAAAAGAUUCCAGGUACCACGGUUGUUUACAGCGGAGAUGUACCACAAGAGGGAAUGGAGAGGGUUGGAGGUACUCCGAACUAUCCCCAUCAUAUAAGUAAUGCAAAAUUUGUUGGCAGUGCCUCGGAUGGAAUGUACGGUGCUGCUGCGAUGGUCUACGAUCGUCCUACUGUCAAUAUAACAAUGAAGAAAUCUUGGUUUUUGUUUGAUGAUGAAAUCGUCUGCUUAGGUAGUGAUUUAUCCCUCCGCGAGAACUAUACCUCUCUUGGACUUCCUAUAAUAACUACACUGAAUCAAAUAGUCCAAGAUGGCGACAUUGUAUACAUGGCUCCAACAGGAUCAUGGCAAUAUGCUGACUGGAACAACACAACAAGUGUGCCGAAUGCUAGAUGGAUUCACCACGACAAUAUGGGAUAUGUGUUCCCAAAUGGGGCAGAUGCAACAAUUGAUUCUUACGAAAAGACAGCGAAUGAUAAAAAGAUUAAUUUAACUGCGAUGUUCAUGGAACAUGGGUUAGAACCAUAUGCUUACAUCAUAUAUCCCAAUGUUACCUUAAACCAAAUAGAGAAGCUCCACGCUAAUCCAUCCGUGAUGAUUUUGCAGCAAGACACAAAUGCUCAUGUCGUGUACCAAACAACACUCCAUAUGUUAGCAAUGGUAGUAUUUUCUGCUCCAUUUUCUAUUCUCCAUCCAGAGUUCGCAUACUCCAUUACAGUUGACCUGGCUUGUAUUUUGAUGUUUCAGAAAAUUGAUAACAAUAUUUCAGUAACUGUUUCGUUUCCUACACAGCUUGCGUCGACAGUCAAUAUCACGUUAGGUAUGAAGGUCAAAGGAGUUGACUCCUAUAUUAAUCCCAGUGAAGGGACAUCCGUUGUGUUGUUCAAUUUCUCGGAUGACAGAAUGGUUGCAGGGAAAAGCCAAACCAAGAAUUACGAAAUUGUUGAACUUAGUACGUCAGCAAGUCUAACUCAAUUACCCACGAGUGCAACAAUUCCUGGAGAUGUUCCUACUGCAACUGACAUUGUUUCAAAUUCGUCACCGGAAAGUCCAACUAAAUUACCCACGAGUGCAACAAUUCCUGGAGAUGUUCCUACUGCAACUGACAUUGUGUCAAAUACGUCACCGGAAAGUUCAACUAAAUUACCCACGAGUGCAACAACUCCUGUAGAUGCUUCUACUGCAACAGUCACUUUGUCAAAUACGACACCAGCAAGUCCAACCCAAUUACCUACGAGUGAAAUAAUUCCCGUAGAUGUUUCUACUGCAACUGGUACUGUGUCAAAUACGUCACCAGCAAGUCCAACUCGAUUACUCACGAGUGCAACGACUCCUGUAGAUGUUGUGAUUGUGUCAAAUACGUCAGCAAGUUCAACUCAAUUGCCAACGAAUACAACAGUUUCUGUAGAUGCUUCUACGGCAACCGUCAUUGUGUAUACUACUGUUGCAUUUGCGGGCAUAAUUGUAGCAGCUGUCAUCACAGUAGCAGUAUCGGCGGUAGUUCAUGAGACACGUAGAGUAAAGAAAAUUAUUAAACGAGUGAAAGAUUCUUCCAUGAAUAAUGACACACCUCUUAUCCGUUAAUUUUAAGUAAUUCGAAUUUCCUAACGAUGUUGAUAACAAUAUGGUCGGAUUUGGUUAUGUAUACUAUACAAGGAGCAGUAGAUACAGGGUCGUCCGAAGGAUUUUCCAAGUGGGGGUGACCUUUGCAUACGGAUGGGUUGCGCCACCGACACACCCACGCAAAGUGUCGACGGUGCGUAGCGCCACAACCUAAGGGGUCUGGGGGCAUUCCCCCGGAAAAAUUGUAAAAGACCAUCUCCGGUUCAUUCUGAACAUAUCUGAGAGCCACAUUUGUAUCAUUGAAUACAAAAUAAAGAUUAUUUUAGAAAAAGGAGGGAUCGCUCGCCUCCAACGCCCCUCCCCUUUAGACGGGCUUAGACAUCGUCAAUAUGUGACCUAAUACACCCCAUGUAGAUAGAUCGCAGUAUAGAACUACUGCGUGAUGCGGGGAAUGACAUUCAACGGGAAAAUUAAAUAAUUAGGUCCCUGGAAAAUUGAAAUGGGAAGAUUAUAGAAGGAGUGGUACAUGGGGAUCAUAGUUCGUAUACAACUUUACAAGUCCUAAAAACAUGUAGCUUAAACACCCUAACGAUAACACUGGAAUCCAAGAACUCUGAAAUCAAAAACAAUUACAUUGAUAUUUAAGCAUAGGCUAUGUCGCACUUGUACAUGUUUUAUCAGAAAUAAAUAAAUAUAUAAAUACAGAACACUGAAAAUAUGAAA
Molecule: messenger RNA, 3534 nt
Organism: Owenia fusiformis
Lineage: Eukaryota; Metazoa; Annelida; Polychaeta; Sabellida; Oweniidae
Source: the annotation of a GenBank genome assembly